Molecule: messenger RNA, 492 nt
Organism: Dermacentor andersoni
Lineage: Eukaryota; Metazoa; Arthropoda; Arachnida; Ixodida; Ixodidae
Source: RefSeq, a predicted model, not a curated record
AUGGUGGACACCAAGACGGCUACGGCAACAAACCUCUCGGACAUGGAAAUGGCGGGUAUGGACAUGGAAAUGGCGGAUAUGGACUUGGAAAGCAUGGUGGCCACCAGUACGUGCCAUACAGAUACUAAGCAGGCCCUGGUACUCGUGGUUGCGUUCACCCUGACUGCCGCAGCAGUCUGUGCUCCCAUGGGUUCCCCAUACGGUGGAAGCUACGGCAGCAGUUAUGACGGUGGAUACGGCAGUGGACAGUACGGUGGCUACAGUGGCUAUGGUGGUGGCUACGGUGGCGGCUACGGCGGCGGCUACGGUAGCGGCUACGGCGGCGGCUACGGUGGGGGUCACGAUAGCGGCUCCGGACAUCAAUGCGAGCAGAGUUCACAUCUUAGCAUGGGGCACAGCCCGUAUGAAACACCUGGCUAUGGAAGCUAUGGCGGCUCCUCGCAAGGAAGUCACUAUGCGCCUUCAUACGGCGGUGGCUACAGCUCCUACUAA